GCAUGGGGAUAUGCGAAAAGUGGAUAUCACACGUCGCGGGGAGGUGGAAAAUGGAACUAAGUCACGUCUCCCUCCGAAACGGCUUGGGAAUAGCGCGAGAUACACCAAACUACAACGCGAUUUACCUCCCACGCGACAACUCGACUACCACCUUACCUCGCAAGACCGAGAGGACAAGUCGUGUUCACCUUCUUGUUCAUAUCGUCUUGAAUCUCUCGUUCUUACUCUCUUCCUUCCACACCCCUCAACGCCACAAAAAUACACCUUUCUCUUCCCACAAUUGCCUCUGAAGCCCUAAUCUCUCUUCCGCUCUCCGUACGGGUUCCUACUUGAACCCCAAGUUUCUCCCACCUGCCCUACUGUUACUACUCUUUCUCUCUAAACGCCCCCAAUACACCGGAAUGUACCCGACUACACUGCAUCCCAGCCCCGUCAAAGACGGGAGGCGCGUUCUCGGUGAAAAGACCGCCAACGCGUGUCUGUCACCCGCUCACCAUCGGCCCGAUGCUUCGCCCAGCAAACGCUCGCUCCUAGAACCACCUUCUCCCAAAAAGCUCCUUCCCUCUCCUUUAUUUGCUGGCCAGAAACGCACAAUUGAUCAAGUGGACGACCAAGCGAACAAUGGCAACGUGCGGGCUCAAAAUAACGAGUCUCGGGCGGAAACACAAACGGUACACGACGUGCAGAAUGAAGCUCUCACACACUCUACAGCUCACAAUGAUGAUCGGUCGGACCAACAACAAACAGACGCGACGGAGCUACAUGUAGCACCAUCACGGGAAUCAGAUAAACAACAGUCACCAGCAGACACCACGCCGCUUGCUCGAAGCCCUAGACAAGAAAGAGAAGCAGGUUCAACACGAAUUGUCCCUGAAGACCCUGAAACACGCAGAUUAUUUAUCCAACAAAAAGCAAACCUUCUUCGGAACCGAAUCCAGAAUGCCAUGCGCCACGUUAAAGAUCCUCAACUUGAUCGCCGUCUGUCAGAACUAGAGGCCCACAGUCGCAAAUUCCCGCGUCUAUCACUCCCCGAGACGCUCACGCCCAGCCACCAGAAGGAAGCGGUGACACCGCACCGACAAGACGAAGACAUCAUCAUGCCUUCCUCUAUCACACCACGUGCUCUUCAACCCGCCGUCGAGUUCAAGCCGAGAACCGAACCAUCAUCAAUUCCUCUCGGACUAUCAUCGCCUCCUUUAUCGACAGAGAAUGAUAGUUCCCAAGAUCCUAUGAAAACGCCUACACAAACUCAUUGCAGGACAGACACAGCAGGGUCUCUGAUGCAGCUCAGCAGUCCUCCAGCUACCGUGUCGCGAACCGGCCGCAACAGAAUCAUGGGAGAAGUCGAUGAGCAGGAUGACAUCGAAGGAAACCAAUCCGAGAACCAGGCUGUUACACCAUCUCAAAGAGGAGAUGCUGUUGACGGGCUCCUGAAGCUCAUGAACACGGCGGAUAGACGUGAAGCUGCGAACGCCUGGACUGGCUGAUUCUGCCUUCUGAC
Messenger RNA from Aspergillus pseudonomiae, 1501 nucleotides. RefSeq lists its product as uncharacterized. The coding region runs from base 402 to 1487 and encodes 361 amino acids. The transcript has 3 exons. Lineage: Eukaryota; Fungi; Ascomycota; Eurotiomycetes; Eurotiales; Aspergillaceae. The record is from RefSeq and is a predicted model, not a curated record.